Penicillium macrosclerotiorum is the source of this 621-nucleotide messenger RNA. Its product is annotated as putative C2H2 finger domain protein. Lineage: Eukaryota; Fungi; Ascomycota; Eurotiomycetes; Eurotiales; Aspergillaceae. The transcript is spliced from 3 exons. Bases 1 to 621 code for a protein of 206 amino acids. The record is from RefSeq and is a predicted model, not a curated record.
AUGGGUCCGCGAGGCUUUACCAACCCCGCGCCAAAGACCGAGUCAGCACGAUCGGCCCUGAGCGCAUUCACCUGUACUCUCUGCAAUAAAUCAUAUUCGCGCCAUCCUGAAUAUGAGGCGCAUAUCUCGUCCUAUGACCACCAGCACCGCAAGCGAUUACAAGAUCUCAAACAGCUGUCGCGCGACCCCAAUGCCGCGGUGAAGGCUCGCCGUGCUGAGCGCAAGGCUGACGCAGAGGCCGGUCUGAAAGUCUUAGAUGCCCCUGCCGGUGGUCUAGCAACGACCGGAGGGAAUAAAAGUGGGAGUGGGGGAGGAUUCAAGAAGGGUGGCUUCAAAAGUUCCUUCGCGACCGUUAAAGGCCCUGCGGCCCCGGUCAAAAAGAACGUUUUGGGAGACGAUGACGAUGAUGAGAAUGAGGGCUCUACUGCAGCGAAAGAUCCACCAAGCUCAACGUCACUUUCAAAGCCUGGGCGUGACGAGGCGACGCGAGACAAUGUGGACAGUGAUACCGAGGAAGAGGAUGCCCGCAAUCGAGAAGGAGGAGGAUACUAUGACCCUCACCGGCCAACUGGCUGCUUUGCUGGAUGUGCGGGCAUGGAGCGGAUGAAGGCUGCAACUUGA